AUGGCACCGCCAGCGAUUAUCGCGCCCUCCAUCCUGAGCGCGGACUUUGGCGCCUUGGGCAAGGCAUGCUCGGACACAAUAGGACAUGGCGCGGAUUGGCUACAUGUGGAUAUCAUGGACGGGCAUUUUGUGCCAAACAUGACCUUUGGUGCUCCUGUGGUGACAAUGGUCCGGCCGCAUGUGGACCGACCGAAGGAGGCCUUCGGAAAGGGAACCUUCGAUUGCCAUAUGAUGAUCGCUGAGCCCAAAAAGUGGGUGAAAGACUUCAAGAAGGCCGGCUGUGAUCUAUACUGCUUCCACUACGAGGCCGCGAUAUCGUCGACCGCAGCAGAAACGCCGGAGGGUCAUAGCGAUGAAAAGACCAGUCCCAAGGAGUUGAUCAGAUACAUCCACGAUCAAGGACUGAGAGCUGGCAUUGCGAUCAAGCCCAAGACUCCUGUAGACGUGCUCUACGACAUUCUAGACAACCCGAACAAGGACGAGGUGCCCGAUAUGGCCCUUAUCAUGACUGUCGAACCUGGAUUUGGCGGGCAGAAGUUCAUGCCGGAGAUGAUGCCCAAGGUGGAGGCACUUCGAAAGCGGUAUCCCGAUCUGAACAUUGAAGUUGAUGGUGGUCUCAGUGAGAAGACUAUCGAUACUGCUGCUGAUGCGGGUGCAAACGUGAUUGUGGCUGGAAGUGCCGUCUUUGGCGCCAAAGACCCAGGCCAAGUCAUCGAAGCGCUUCGUCAAGCUGUUGAAAAGCGGCGGUGA
Molecule: messenger RNA, 750 nt
Organism: Zymoseptoria tritici IPO323
Lineage: Eukaryota; Fungi; Ascomycota; Dothideomycetes; Mycosphaerellales; Mycosphaerellaceae
Gene: RPE1
Product: ribulose-phosphate 3-epimerase
Exons: 3
Coding region: 1-750 (249 amino acids)
Biological process (GO): pentose-phosphate shunt, non-oxidative branch; pentose-phosphate shunt; carbohydrate metabolic process
Cellular component (GO): cytosol
Molecular function (GO): metal ion binding; D-ribulose-phosphate 3-epimerase activity
Source: RefSeq, a predicted model, not a curated record